Molecule: messenger RNA, 1078 nt
Organism: Cajanus cajan (pigeon pea)
Lineage: Eukaryota; Viridiplantae; Streptophyta; Magnoliopsida; Fabales; Fabaceae
Product: zinc finger protein ZAT9
Biological process (GO): regulation of DNA-templated transcription
Source: RefSeq, a predicted model, not a curated record
UUAUUUGAAUAAUAGAGACAUAUGCAGAGCCAUAAGUUUUGGGUCGUGUGUCCUAUUGGUGGAGGAAUGCUUGUUACCUACUCCUUUUUAAGUUCCCAAAUUCCCCCAACCCAACCCAACCCAAACGUAUCAGAAUAAAGUCCUCUCUCUACAACAGCUGCAACAAUUCCACACCCUCAAAUGGAGAGGCACAAAUGCAAGCUCUGCUCCAGAACAUUCUCUAAUGGCAGAGCACUCGGUGGCCACAUGAAGUCUCACUUAGCCACCCUUCCUCUUCCGCCCAAACCCCAGCCUUGUAAUUCCUCUUCUUGGGAAGAUGAAGAUGAAGAUGAAGAUGAAGAAAAGGCUCUGAUUUAUUAUGGGCUGCGAGAGAAUCCAAAGAAAUGUUUCAGACUCGCAGAUCCCGAGUUCGACACGGGCUCCGUCGUUCAAGACAGAGAGAGCGAGACCGAGUCAAAGAACCCAACAGGCCGACGAUCCAAGCGGACCCGACGGCCCGCCAACUUGGACCAGCCCAAGAGGCCCAAACUGAGCUUCAUGGAGUCGCCAGAGCCUCCCGCCCUCAGUUCGGUCUCCGACACUUCCCCCGAGGAAGACGUUGCCAUGUGUCUCAUGAUGCUGUCCAGGGACCGGUGGAUUAACAACACCACCCAUGUUAACGUUAAUGCUGUCGCGGCCCAGGGAUCAGAUGAGAUCAAGCUCACCAGAGUCCGCGGCAACCACCACCGCUGUCACGGCUGUCACAAAACCUUUCGAUCUUCACGCGCAUUGGACAGUCACACAAGCGUUUGCCAAGGCUUGGGUAACCAUAAUAAUAAAAUCUACCAAUGCCCCUUUUGUUCUAAGGUGUUUGGGUCCGGUCAAGCACUCGGUGGACACAAGAGAUCUCACCUUGUGCCUUCUUCCUCCUCAAACCUUCAACUCAAAGAGAGCUUCAUAGAUCUCAAUUUGCCUGCUCCUGCUGACGAAGACGACCUUAGCGUUCUUUCUGAUGCAUGAUUUGAUGUUUUUUUAAUAGUAGGUGAGACCAAUAUUUCAUUGUUUGCUAUAUCAAAUGCUUUUGACAGUACAAUUAUAA